UUAAAAACUUCAAGAUGGGAAAUUAUUUAACCUCAGGAAUGGAAGAAAACCUCAAGAAGAAUCAAGAAUUUAUGCACAGGAUAAAUAUGGAGCGGCAAAUACAACUUCAGUAUCAGAUGCAAGAACGACAAAUGGCGAUGCAAAUUGCUAGAAGUAGGGACACCUGCCUUUGGUUCACUACGUUUUAUGUGGUUGCUGCAGCAGGCCUUGGCAGUGGGUUCAGAAGGACUAAAAGACCGUAUCUUUUGAUACCUUUAGUACCUCUCACAUUUGUGACUCUCUACUAUUGGGAUCUUGCUUACGGUAACAAGAUACACAGGAUAAGAAUGGAAGCUGAACACAUAAUGACACAUGAGCAAGAUUCCCUCGAAUGGCCUUGUGGGCUGCCUACGCCUUCAUCAAUUGACCUUGGUCGCUUGGACGUAGAAGAAAAGAAGAAAAUGCAUCCCUCCCUAUUUGCAUAACUUCAUACAAAGCUCAACGAUAUGAUAAAGUGUGCCUUCACCGCAACUUAGAUCAGAAUUAGCGGUAGUUUAGACCUUUGGCCACCGCACUUCCAAUGGCAAAAGUUAGAAAUAUACAUUAUGAGUUAAUGGAGUUGUAGUAACAGACUCCCAACAGAC
This is a messenger RNA of Spodoptera exigua (beet armyworm), 623 nucleotides long. The record is from the annotation of a GenBank genome assembly. NCBI's taxonomy places the organism in Eukaryota, Metazoa, Arthropoda, Insecta, Lepidoptera, Noctuidae.